Messenger RNA from Culex pipiens pallens (northern house mosquito), 4629 nucleotides. RefSeq names its product centrosomal protein of 104 kDa. The transcript is spliced from 10 exons. Gene Ontology annotation, cellular component: cilium. Lineage: Eukaryota; Metazoa; Arthropoda; Insecta; Diptera; Culicidae. The record is from RefSeq and is a predicted model, not a curated record. The coding region runs from base 830 to 3883 and encodes 1017 amino acids.
GCGUGAACAAAAACAAAAACGGUGUGUUCACGGCAGCCUACCUCGCAGGCGCAGGCGCUCGCGGUGAACCCCCUUGACAGACAUUUUUUCGCUGGAUCCGUCAAAUUUGUGGCAUUUCGGGCAGGACUGUUAUCGCUUGGGGAUCGAAUCGGUGGUGAAAAUAUAGUAAAAUUGCAAAAAUAGUUUAAAAGUGGUCGGUUUUCGGCAGUUUGGGCUAGUUUUUGUUGGUUGUUUGCGUACUGAUUUAGGUUUAGGUGAAGAAAUUUUCGAUUUUUUGUAUGGCAUUUGGCCUGGAAAGCAUCUUUAAUUGGUCUGCAAAAUGUGACAUUUUUCUUCUGGCCAAUUAACCAGUGCUGCGACAAUUCGACCAGCUUCCAAUCAAUCUGUUUUUAAUGUAACUUUCGAGUCUGGUUUGCGAUAAAUCUUAUACUAACUUAGUCCAAAAUGGGGAAAAAUGUCAAUUAAUUUGUAAAUCCUGCGAAAUGCGACAAACCGCAUUAUAUCAUCGACCGGAAAGACGAAGAAAAAACUUUGCAUAGAAAAUUGGCCCUCUUCUCUGCGCUGCGUCUUGUUCUUCUUCACCUUGGAGCUGACUGGGGCUGCUCGUGCUGCUGCAUACCUUACAGGCGCAGUCGAGCCCUGUGUACAAAGUGGUCAGUGUGAUAUCUUUAUUGCAAAUCAUUGCCGUGUUAAAUUGACUGAAAAUAGGGAGAGAGUCUCGAGAACGUGUUUCUUGGAAAGUUAUAUAAUAAAAUUAAAAUUUCAACACCGAAUCAACGAACCUAUCCCGAAGGUGGUAAUAAUUAAUCAGCGAGAGUGGCGCUGAAUCAUGGCGAAGAAGAUCCCUUUCAAGGUGGUGUUCGCCUCAGACGAAGACUCCGACUACCCGGCAAGCGAACUGAACAGUCACAGCCCCACCGUGCACGGCUGGCGCUCGAACAGCUCGAGUCCGGUGACGCCAAAGGAGAUUGUGCUCCGAUUUUUCAAUCCAGCUCGUAUCUACCGGAUCCAGGUCCUGGCUCAUCAGCAUUACAUACCGGAACGUAUCGAGCUAUGGUUGCACUACUCAAGCAAAAGCGCCCCAAGUACACCGUCCAGCCAGAGCUUCGAGUACAUGGGCUUCGUCGCGCUGUCAGACAACUCGAGCACGAACUUCACGUCACGUGAGCUGCAGAGCGUAACUGUUGCGCCGAAGGUCGGCUCGCACCUCAAGCUACGGCUUGGUCCGCCCCACUCGAACAAGUUCAACGUGGAGAACCAGGUGGCGCUGCUCGCCAUCAACAUACUGGGCGAAGAGCUGACCCCGGAGGAACUGACGGCGAUUCAGUCCAACACGGCACUGCUUAGCGCCACCCCAGCGAACAUUGAAACGCUGAACAGCUCGCUUGCUUCCGUGUGCGAUGAUCUGUCCUACUCGAUGUACGUCGAGGAAAGUAUCUGCGAUGUGGUUCGCAGGAUGGAACUGCUCAAGGUGCAAGCGGUGCAAGGUGAACGCUUCGAGUACGCUCGCAAGCUGAAGCUGUGCAUGACCGUGCUGCGGACAGCUGGCGAACGGCUGGGACGGUACGCGCUGGCAAAGCGGCAAGCCGUCCAGCAAGAAGACUUUACCACGGCACGGUUGCGCAAGGAACAGAUCGAAAUGUACCGCAAAGCCGUCUUCAACCAGCUGAAAGUGGACACGCUGCUGCGAAGCGACAAGAGCGUCACGAGUAAUGAUUCCUGCUCGGAGCUGUAUGCUUCGAAACCGAUGUUGCCUUCACCGCCAAGCUUGCAGGAUGUCGCAAGUGCUUUAUCUGAAACCGCGUUACCUACCGUGGUCGAGGUCGCCAGCCGGCAACCGCAGCAGCAGCAUCAGCAACCACCAAACCCAACGGAUACGACUGACUCGACGAAUACCACCACCAGCUCGACGGCUUCCAGCAGUGGAGCUGCGGCGGCAAGCAGACUGCACGAAGCGACAGCGUCCAGCAAAUCGCAACACAAUCUCUCCAGACCUGAGGACAUUCCGAACUCCCCGCUACUGAGCCACAAGGGGCGCAGUCCUAUGCGGUCCCCUACCAACACCGGCACGGGAUCGCUGCGACGACGGAACAAGAGUGCCCCCAGGAACAGCUACGAAGACUACGACGAACGUGCCAUCUCCACGGCAGGGGAGUGCCAGAGUGCUCUGCUGGAGAGCGAAACCGGCCGGGUGCGGUCAAAGCUGAACGAACGCGAGCGGCGCCAGGCAGCGCUGCCGAUCCUCAUCUUUGGGAUGGAACUGGUCGAGCUGAUCUACUCGCGGCAGUACACCGACCGCGAGGAGGGUCUGGUACGGUUGCGGAGCAUCCUGAAGCGGGAAGGCGACGAAGAUCAGUCCGCUGGGCCGAACAAGAUCUGCCGCAGCGCUACGCUGCUGCUGCACCGUGGAGUUCGCGACGCGGUGUUUUCCGUGUUUAGCCAGGCUACCGAGUCGGUGCGGUCACUUUUUAUGGAAUUUGUGCCAAAUAGAGUGUCCCCGAGUGAGGUUGCCCGAUCGGUGGAUCGCUUGCUGCCGGAGCUGCUGUCCAAGAGUGGUGAUCCUUCGGCGAGGGUUCACACGCUAGCUCAGCACACGAUUCUGAGCAUCGCCGCCUGUCAGGAGGUGCGUGAUCAGCACCUAAUCGCUCCGGCUUUGUCGAGACCGGUAGGGAAUGGGACGCACCCGAGGUUGGCGCUGAGCCGCAUGCAGAUGCUGGAGCAGCUGGUGCUGAGUCAGGGUAUCUCCAGCGAUAAGCAAAGUGGGCUAGCUUGUCGAACUCUGUCCGAAGCGGGCUGUUCCGGAAUUCAUCACCCGGCCGAAUCGGUACGUAAGGUCGCCGAACGGGUUCUGCUACUCGUUUAUAAGGUAAAUCCUCGAUUGGUACGGAAGCAGCUACCACCGGAUGAUGACAUAACUCGUAGGAAUCUACUUUACCGACAGCUGUUCACGGAAUUCGAUAAGAUCGAUCUGCAGCGAAAGAAGGAAAUGCUAGAGAACAAACACUUCAGCGGACCCACGUCCUUCGCAGGCAUCUGCUCGCCGCCAAUGUCCAACAGUUCGAAGAACUCCCCGCCGGUGGAGAUUCGCAGCCGGGCGCUGCGCUACGACUCCGCGGGCAGUUCCGGCGGCACCCGAGGCGGCAAUGUCAGUUUCUCCGACGGUACGCAUUUUGGUUGGCACUCGAAUUUCAACUCCUCAUUGCAGGAUUCCAACUUGAGUCCGGUGCGGCGGCCGGCGGAUUCAGCUGGAAUCAUCAAGAGCAAGAGUGGGCACGCUAUCGGGCAUCACCACUGGGCCAGCGAGGACAAGUGCGAAAGUUCCUUCUACGAGAAGCCGGACUGCAACGGGAAGACGACGCUCGAGGGUGGUGUACCGAAGCAGACGUUGAGCCAGCCGAAGACGUUGCUGUACGACAGUACGGUGGGAUUCCUAGGGUCGGAAAACGGAGCCGGAUCGAGGAAGAGCUCUAACUCGGACUCGUUCGAAGGGAUCGAUAACGAGAUCCGCUGUCCGUUCUGUGAUUGGAUCUGCCACGGAGAUCCGGCGCAACUCGAUAAGCAUUACUGGAAGGCGUGUCCAGUGCUGACAAAGUGUCCUCAGUGCAGCCAGAUACUGGAGGUUGCGGCUCUGUCACCACAUUUGAUAAAUGAAUGUGAGGCAAAGGCGAGCUAUGUUAGUUGUGAACGUUGCACUGAAUCUGUACACAAAGAUCUGUACGAAUACCAUAUGAUGGAAGAUUUUUGUAGGGAACUAACAACCGGAGCCGCUCGGUGUCCGCUGUGCCACGACGAUGUGCUGCUUCCGCUGGACGGUGGCUGGAAGCGCCACCUGCUAAGUCGCUCGGGUUGCCUUGGGAAUUCCCGCAGACGGGCCAAAGUCUAAUCAACUAUCUCUUUCAGCAAACAAGGGUGAUGGCCACCUAACGACUAUUUUACGUAGUGCAGAAACAAAAACAACAGUCGCGCUUUCUAGCAAGUUUUAAAACUUUCGAUAACACCACUCAUACACACUCAAUCUCACAGGGCAGCAAACAAUGGCAGCAGCUAGGCUUUAUAAACUGUACGCAUUUUAAUGCUAAAACGAAUGUGCUAAGCGAAAGCAGUAGGUAGAAGUUUCGAAAUUAAUCAAAAAUGAGCAAACACAACAGCACCAAAACUAACACGAGCACGAUUACGAUUUUAAAAUAGUUACUGUGACUGGUUAGUGCAAGCAUGUUUGGAGACAGUCACAGUUUUUUUCAGAAAAUUUUCAAAAAUACAAUUUUUGACUAAUCAAGCAAAACAUAAUAAUAGAACCAACAACUGUUAGUGCAAUGAAUAACUUUAUCGAGUUUAACAACAAGAAAAAACGGAACUUACAUUUACAAGACGACGACGACAAAUGAUGGUAUAUUUGAAGACAAUUCAGUGUAGGGAUUUUUGUUACGUAGAUUUUUUAAAUACGGCAGUAUUGAAAUAGAUUUUUUUCCUGAGUAGACUAGAAAUUUUGCCUCCUUAAACGAAAUGAUAACUUAAACAAAAUUAAAACAAGUAAAAAAACUCGUAAAUAAACAGUCCAUGAAACCAUGAAAGUAUUUCCCGUCCUCAAUAAGUCAAGAAUAAAUAGUCACCUCUUUUCAAUUCAAACAC